Molecule: messenger RNA, 1763 nt
Organism: Fragaria vesca subsp. vesca
Lineage: Eukaryota; Viridiplantae; Streptophyta; Magnoliopsida; Rosales; Rosaceae
Product: OTU domain-containing protein 6B-like
Exons: 3
Coding region: 125-1201 (358 amino acids)
Biological process (GO): protein deubiquitination
Molecular function (GO): cysteine-type deubiquitinase activity
Source: RefSeq, a predicted model, not a curated record
GAAAAGGAAAAGGCAAUGAAAGGGAGACGCAGGAAUCGGGUUAGUUAGAAACUUAGAAUAAAGCCUGUGAGGCUUUCCGCUGGCUCCUCCUUAAGGUAUCAGCAACCAAAAUAUAAACCCCCAAAUGCUUUGUCACUCUCCUCAAUUAGGGUUUCCAAACAGAAGAGCCUCAUUGGAAUCGGACCGCCGAGACUCGUCUGCGGCGUCAACGUUGACCCCAAUACUCUCACAGGUUGCUGCAAUGGAGGAUGCCCAAGAAGUAUCUGAGACAAUGUCAGAGAGCUCAUCAGGAAAGAUACAGGAAACUCGCGAUGAAAUGCUCUCCAGGCACAGGAAAGAGACUUCAAAGUUGCAGGACAAGGAAAUUCAAUUGAAAAAGGCAGCAGCAAAAGGUAGCAAGGCCGAACAAAAAGCUAAGAAAAAGCAGGUGGAGGAAGAGAUUUCUCGACUUUCUGCUGAGCUUAAGGAAAAACAAGCCGAAGAACUUGCAUUAUUAGGCUAUAGCAGCAGUAACAAUGGAGGUGAAAAGAGUAAUCUGGAUACUUUAGUGAAGGCCAUAGCUGGUGUUUCUGUCAGCAGUCAACCUGAGAGUGCAAAGCCUAGCAAGAGUUCAAAGAGAAAAGUGAAAAGGGCCCAGGAGGAUGCAGCAAGGGAGCAAAGAAUUCAAGAAGAGCAGAGCAACUUAGUAAGUGAUCGAAUGGUUGAGGAUGAGAAACUAGAAGAAAAGCUUGAACCCCUAGGUUUGACUAUCAAUGAGAUAAAGCCUGAUGGUCAUUGCCUCUACCGAGCUAUCCAGGAUCAGCUGGCCCACCAUUCUGGAGGCUCAUCCCCUUACACAUACCAAGAGCUUCGAGAAAUGGUGGCAGCUUAUAUGAGGAAGCAUGCACCUGAUUUUCUCCCAUUCUUCUUGUCAGACAACCAAGUCGAUGGUGAUUCUGAUGAAUCGCUUGCUGAAAGGUUUGAGAAUUACUGUAAGGAAGUGGAGUCAACAGCAGCAUGGGGAGGACAGCUAGAGCUUGGGGCUUUAACUCACUGCCUUAAAAAGCCUAUCAUGGUAUACUCAGGAUCAUUCCCUGAUGUGGAGAUGGGUAAGGAGUACAAAUCUGAGAGUGGAAAUGGUUCUGUUUCUAGUAUUAUGUUGUCAUAUCAUAAGCACGCCUUCGGGCUUGGAGAGCACUAUAAUUCUGUGGUCCCUAUAUAAUCAAAUAGUAGCAGCAUCCCCGACAAAACCACUUGGCUCGCCCUCUAGUUUGUAAUUUGUGCUGAGAAAAGGCACGAUUUGAGCUCCUUUGAUUCUUGAUACUGCGUUAGACAGUAGUGGUUCAGUGUUCCUUUCAUUUCCAAUUUCCCUGACUACGUUUUGUAGCUAAAUAUGGUUAAUGAGUAUUUGACCCUUUCAGAACCAUUUAUGGCUUUUGCUUCUUGCAGCCGUAUAUACAACUUGGGAUUGCCUACUCGAGGUAGUUCGAAAUAUCUUGUACUGUUUAAUUUAGCAUUCUGUGAUCUGCAGGUUAUGGACCAUCCAAAUAAAGUUGCUUGAUCUUAACCCCUAUAGCUUCACCAAAUCAAGAUUAUUAACUCAAGGCUUUAGGAUACAGAUGGUUUUUUAAACCCCUAGACUGAUAGGAGAAAAAGAAUGUAAUUCCUCUCUUAUUUUCUUCAUUUCUGAUACAAAUAUUAAAGAAUGUAUUCACUCAUUACUCAUCCUUAUUCUUUCAGAACCACUAAAUUGAAUCCUAAGAAAUCUGGAAAAUCAAUAUAUA